Ricinus communis (castor bean) is the source of this 2528-nucleotide messenger RNA. RefSeq lists its product as uncharacterized. NCBI's taxonomy places the organism in Eukaryota, Viridiplantae, Streptophyta, Magnoliopsida, Malpighiales, Euphorbiaceae. The transcript has 21 exons. Gene Ontology annotation, molecular function: ATP binding; protein kinase activity. The record is from RefSeq and is a predicted model, not a curated record. The coding region runs from base 185 to 2320 and encodes 711 amino acids. Gene Ontology annotation, biological process: protein phosphorylation.
GGAUCACAAAAACCACGUUUCCUUGGGACAAUACGCAAUUUCUUCAGGAGCAUAGAAUUUCCCUCCAUAAACAAAACUAACUUACCUGCUCUUCCCUCUAACUUCCAACUUCACUUCUUCUCCCUUUCUCUUCUUUCAUUUCCAAAUCCCAAACUCCCAAAUUCCACUUUUCGGAAAACAAAAAAUGUUACUCUUCUCUCCGCCAUCGUUGCACUCCUUUUCAAUCUCCAGUUUCCCACUCAACCACCCCAAACGACAACCGUACGGUUCGUCGUUUCCUCGUACUCCGCCGCUACGAGUUGUUAACCGCCGGCGUGGCAACGACGCUGAUGACGUGGACGCGUUCACGGAGAAGUCUGGUUAUUUAUUUGAGCUUAGUGCGAGCGAAGCUGACUCUUUAAUCAAUUACGAUAUCAAAAAAAUCGGCGAUGUUUAUAAAAAGAAACCGCUGAUUUUGUUUCGUAGACUGUUCCAAAUUGGUACUACUUUUGGUAAAUGGUUUGCUGCUAGAUAUUUUGAUAGCCUUGCUGAGAGAUCUGAUCAAAUGUUCAAGAUUAGAGCUGCGGAAUUAAGGAGAAUUUUGCUAGAACUUGGUCCUGCUUAUAUUAAGAUUGCACAGGCUGUUUCAUCUCGGGCUGAUUUGAUCCCACCAUCAUAUCUUGAUGAACUCUCCCUGUUGCAAGAUCGAAUAGCUCCAUUUUCCUCAGAACUUGCUUUAAUUACAAUAGAAGAGGAACUUGGAUUGCCAACAGAUGAGCUUUUCUCAGAAAUUUCGCCAGAGCCCGUUGCUGCAGCAUCCCUUGGUCAGGUCUAUCAAGCAAGACUUCGCCGUAGCGGACAGGUGGUUGCUGUUAAAGUACAGAGGCCAGGAGUCCAGGCAGCUAUUGCCCUAGACAUAUUAAUCUUGCGUUUUAUAGCAGGAGUGGUGAAGACAGCUGGAAAAUUUAACUCUGAUCUCCAGGCAAUUGUUGAUGAUUGGGCGUCAAGCCUUUUCCGGGAGAUGGACUAUGUGAAAGAAGCAAAUAAUGGACUCAAGUUUAGGAAGCUUUAUGGUGCCAUAAAAGAUGUUUCAGUCCCAGAUAUGUACAUGGAGUACACAACUCGUAAGGUCCUUGUUAUGGAAUGGAUUGAGGGACAGAAGUUGACAGAAACAGAUGAUAUUUAUUUAGUUGAGGUGGGAGUAUACUGCUCAUUUAACCAACUUUUGGAGUACGGAUUCUACCAUGCUGAUCCACACCCUGGAAACUUUCUGCGUACAUAUGAUGGGAAACUAGCUUAUUUAGAUUUUGGAAUGAUGGGUGAAUUCAAACAGGAACUCCGUGAUGGGUUCAUUGAAGCUUGUCUUCAUCUUGUAAAUCGUGAUUUUGAUGCACUGGCUAAGGACUUUUUUACUUUAGGGCUUCUUCCACCAACUGCAAACAAGAAGGCUGUUACAGAAGCUUUAACAGGUGUCUUCCAAAGUGCUGUUGCAAAAGGAGUCCGCAAUAUAAGUUUUGGAGACCUUUUGGGAAACUUGGGAACUACCAUGUACAAGUUCAAAUUUCAAAUACCUUCAUACUUCUUUCUAGUCAUCCGCAGUCUUGCAGUGUUGGAAGGCAUCGCUAUCAGUUUUAACCCAGAUUACAAAGUUUUGGGUAGUACAUACCCAUGGAUUGCUAGAAAAGUUCUAACUGACAGCUCACCAAAGUUGAAGUCUUCUUUGCAAGCUCUUCUUUACAAGGAAGGUGUUUUCAGAAUCGAUCGUCUAGAAUCUCUACUUUCAGAGUCCCUUCGUGCCCGCACUGAAAGGGCCUUGGUUAAAAGGCAGACAGAAGAUGCCGUUUCCAAAGUGGCUAUCAAGGAGAUUCUUUCCUUCACAUUGACUCAGAAGGGUACCUUCGUGAGGGAAAUACUUCUUCAAGAAGUUGCCAAGGGUUUGGAUGCACUAGGUGUAGCAACACUUGAUUCUUUAACAUCUGUGGCUACCGCGAGCAUACCCUUUGCUACUCCCUUUUCAUCCUCUUCGAUGACUGAGGAAGACAUGGUGAACUUAAGAACGUUGAAGCGCCUCGUUCUACUGUUGUCAGGUUCCCAAAAGAAUGGUAGUUCUGCAGUGGAAGUUCAAGGGAGUAAGACAUACAAGGUCCAGAAUGUAUACUUGGAAGAAGCAUUACCUAUUUUGGAUCAACUUUCAUCAGUUCAAGAGAUUCUGCCCUUCCUUUCUGUUAUUCCUCAGCUCCCACUAGAACUGCAACAACAGUUACUUCUUAUGCCCGGUGAUCUGGCUGGAAGGUUAGUUUCUCGUGCCGCCGCUAGGACGGUCAGGAGGAUGUUUCUUUGAUGUCAAUUCUGUUUCGGGGGGAAAGCAUGAACGGAGUCUGCAUUUCGUAUUGAACCACACACAUAUUUGCCCUAGAACGAGAAGGGAAAGGUAUGCUUAAAUACACAAUUACUUGGAUCUGGGUACAAAUUUUGGAUUUUUACAUUCUUCUUUUUAUCCAUUCCUUCUUAAUCGUAUAAUUCUCCAAUGAAGCCGAUUACUUUGUGCA